UUGGCUUCUUCGACGAGAAUUUUCGCAUUCAAAACGUACGCGGCGUCAACUAAGUCUGAGAAUAGCAGCUGCAAAUCAUCUUUGUUUCGAUUUAUGUAAUUGAAAUGGAGUUUUAAAACAAAUAGUUAAAGAGAAAGUGAAAUUUAAAAUGCUGCCACCCAAACGUGAUCCCAUAAGUGUUCGCACAGCGCGAUUAAACAAUCUAAUCCUUGGCAAAGGACAAGGCGUCCCUCCAAAAUCGGGAAAUUUAGGCGGCGCCAGUGUCAGACGUAGUGUUUUACCCGUCAGCACAGUAAGCGCAUCUGUCGCGGAGGCCAUCUGUCGGGAGGGCCUUCUUGAUGCAUUCUGCUUGCUGUACAAUGAGUGUGACAAGGAUCAGUUGAAAAAGCGAGAUCGCAACAUAUCGGAAUUUGUCAACAAAUUUCGUCCCAUUGUUGAGGAGACCCGCCAGCUACGGGUGAAUAUCGAUGAUUUUAUCGUCAAGACUCUGAUUGGGAAAGGAUACUUCGGAAAUGUCCAUUUGGUGAUAGAGCGUGAGACCUCCGAUGUCUAUGCCAUGAAGAAGGUUAAGAAAUCCGUGGUGACUACCUCACAAGUAAAGGAGGAGCGCGAUAUAAUGGCCAGACGACAGUCUGAAUGGCUGAUAAACUUGCAAUAUGCCUUUCAGGAUAAUGAUCAUCUGUACUUGGUUAUGGAGUACAUGCCUGGAGGGGAUUUGCUCAGUUUGAUGUCACGUCAUGGUCCCUUCGAUGAGGAUCUGGCACGCUUUUAUUUGGCCGAAUUAACACUGGCUUUGCAUGCCCUGCAUAGCAUGGGUUAUGUCCAUCGUGAUAUUAAGCCAGAGAACAUACUAAUCGAUCGUCUUGGUCAUAUAAAAUUAGCCGAUUUCGGCAAUGCUGCGGAACUGGAUCGAGAUGGUCAUGUUUUAAGUUUGUCCCCGGUGGGAACACCGGAUUAUAUAGCUCCCGAAUUACUGCAAACUAUAUCGACUUACAAGCUAUCCAAGUCGAUGCAUGAUGUAAGUUGUGAUUACUGGUCCAUGGGUAUAAUUGGCUAUGAGCUAAUGUGUGAUAUAACACCAUUCCAUGAUGACAAUGUCCACGAUACAUAUUCGAAAAUUCUCUCGCACUGCGAAGAGAGCCAUCUGAAGGAGUUGAUUACAUUUCCCAGCGACUUGAAGGUCUCUGCCAAUUAUAAGAAUUUAAUUGAAUCUCUGGUCACAAAUCCAUCAAAACGAUUGACCUACGAUCAAUUGGUGAAGCAUCCGUUCUUCGAUCACAUACAAUGGAAUACUUUACGUUCCCAAGUACCACCGAUUAUGCCCACCAUUAAGUCUGAUGAUGACACUUCCAAUUUCGAAGACGGUGGCUCCAGACACAAGGGUAGGCGUGAUCAGAAAGCGGUGGCCAGCAAGAAAUCCUUGACAACCAAUAUGAAAUCCCAUGAUUUUAGUGGCAAGGAUUUGCCGUUUAUUGGUUACAGUUUUGUCCAUAUGGAAAAGCAGACAUCGGCGACAUCAGCAUCACCCAAUCUUGAUGCCAAGUUCCAAGAGAAACUUAAGGAUUUGCAACAGAAGUUAAAGUUACGUGAAACCGAAAUAGCUAUGCUUAAAAAGGAUCUGCAGCGAGCUCAACAAUCGCUCAAACAGACCGAUACAAAGUCUCCAGUGCUUGUUGAAGCCAAAAUGGAAAUCAAAAAGCUGCAACAAAUUAUCAAAGAGAAAACCAUAGAAUUGGCCCAUUGUAAUACACAAAUUAAAACCCUGCAAAGCUCGGCUAAAAUCGAUGAAGAAAUGUGGUCCAAGAAGGAGGCCACCAUUACGGAUCUUUUGCGUUUGAAUCGCCAAAAAUAUGAGGAGGCAAAAAUUGCCUCCGAGCAGAGAUAUGAAAAGCAAUUAACUGAAAAGAAGCAAGAAUUGGCUACUUGCCUACAAAAAAUGGAGGGUCGUGAGUUAGAAUUCAAUGCCAAAAACGAUGAGUGCAAGCAUCUGAGCGAUAAAUUAAAGAACUACAUGGAAAUGUUAAAGCAAAUGAAGGAGCAAAGCCUUCAGGCAGAAAUAAAACAAGAUAAACAACGUACCCAACUGGCUGAAAACUAUGAGAAGAAGCUCGACGAGUUGAACCAAAAGCUGAGGCAAUCCAAAGAUACACAUCGUCGUACAACUUUAGAGUUGCAAGAUGUUCGCAAUCAAUUGAAUGAUACCGUAUCCAGUUCAAAAUCCACUCAAGAAGCCAAGCAGGCAACCCAGCGUAAUCUCGAGGAGCUACUAAGGCGUCUUGAUCGUGAAAUAGCAGCUAACAAUGAGUUGCAUUCGGUCAAUGCCCAAUUAAACACAGAAAUAAAAUCCAAAGACAAGGAAAUGCAGGAACAACAGACUGAAUGUCAGCGCUUGGAACGAGAAUUACAGCUUGCCGAGUGUCGUUGUCAUAUUGCUGAAUCAUCGUUAGCUUCCCAAACGGCUUCACCCUAUGAAACAGCACCUGGCUCCUUGACUGAGCUACAUACGAUUGGAGAUCAAUUGCGAGCGGAUUUGGAGGCCGCCAAGGAGGCGGAAAGUCAACAGAAAAUUCGAGCUGAUAAAUUGCAGACUUUAGUCUCGAAACUGGAGGAGCAACUGGAGCAUUUCAAUGAGCAGAGUAGUUUAAUGGUGGCGAAGAGACCGCCACCCGAUGCGGUAGGUGACAUGUUGGAGCGUCAGAAUGAGAAACUGGAGGAUAAAUUGGCUACAGUCCGCGAGCAAAUGAUUGUUGAGCGUCAAGCGGCUCGUACUGCGAAUCUUUCGCUAUGGAAAGUAGAAAAGCAGCUCGAAGAGACUUUGUCGCAAAAUAAAUUGCUGACUCGUCGCAUGGAGCUGACCGAGGAUCGUGUCAAGAAGGCGCAGAGUGACCGGGACGAGGCUCAACGUGUGCUUAAGUUCUCACAGGAAGAGACCCGUCAGAGAGAGUCACGCAUAGACGAGCUAAAAGAGGAACUAGCUGCCUCCAAACGGGAUGUCAUGAAGGAGCAUCGUUUAUGGGAGAAGGCAGAGCAGGAGCGAAUCAAGUCCAAAUCGGAGAUCAUAGAACAUUUGGCCAAAAUCCAUAGCCUAGAACAGCAGGCAACAGAUCUGCGCCAAAAGCUGCACCAGGCUAAUUCACGCAUCGAUAGCUUGACUCUGGAUCAGAAGAGACUGCAGCGUGAGUUAAAGGAGGAGCACGAUCGUAGCGCCUCCCUAGGCGCUGAAUCCACUGCGCUUCGCAAAGAGGUGAAACAGCUUACAGAGAAUUUCCAACGUUUGAAAUAUGCCUGCAGCAUUACGGACAAUCAGAUAACUGAAUUGGAGUCUCUCUUGACCAGCGAACAGGCACGAAAUAAAACCCAAAAGACGCAGCUUGAUGCCUGCCAUAGCAAACUGCGCGAACGGGACGAUCAACUCACCCAGUUACGUGAAGAAUUGGCCGCCAUGGAGUCGGAUAAACGUCUGAUCGAACAGCGUUCCAAAUUGGUUACAACUGCUCUCGAGGAUAUGGAAGUGACGCUGGCGGAUGUUCAAAAGAAAAUGAUCAAUCAGCAGAGUCAAUUGGUGGAGCAAACCAAUGCCUUGUUUUCUGCUCAAGAGCGUAUCUCCCAGCUGGAUUCGGACAACACAAAUUAUCAAUCGGAACUCUCGGAUUAUAAGAAGGAUAAUACUCGUAUAUUGAGUGAACUUUUCCAUCGUAAAGAGGAAAUUGGUAAUUUGCAGGCAGAGAUCAAGGAUUUGCAAAGCACUCAAUCGGAUUUGAAUGCCGAAAUCGAUGAGCUCCAAGACAUGCUUACCGAGAAGGAACAAUUCUAUGUGCAGCGUGAUAUUAAGGCCACGGCCACAUUGGCUCAGCAUAAGAAACUGAUUGACUAUUUACAGCUUCAAGUGGAAGAUCUGUCUGCCAAAAAGAAGAAAACACUAGCCGAUAAAAUAUUUGGUAGUCACACCAGCAAAGAGAACAUCUCACCAAAUGAUGUUGAAUCUUGUAUACUCUAUCGUACUCUCAAAGAGGAGCUUCGCCGCGAACAGAAAAUAAAUAAGACAUUGAAAGAGCAAUUGGAGCAAGUGGAUGGCCAAGCCGCCUUGCGUUCACAGCGUAAGUUCACUCAUGAUGAGAACGAGGAUCAACAAGUUAAGCAGCGACCCGUAAGCAUAGCCGUCUUGCCACAUUCCCCACGAAAACAGCACCAGCAAGGAUCACCUGUGAAGCGUGCUACCAGUCAGGUAGAACUCAGAAGUUCUUCCACAAAAGUUCACAUUCAUUCGGAACGAAAAUCACCCAAAAAGAUCACCGAAAAGAAAGAACCAGCAGCAGCAGCAGUAGCAACAAAUCAAGUAGCGGAGACAGGUCAUCAUCGUUUUGAAUUGGCACUGCAGGAGUCCAAAUUAGAUGCUCUGAGCUGUAUUGUAUGUGAUCAGCCCAUGAUUGCUGGUUCAUCGUUUUGGCGUUGUCGCGAAUGCAAGGAUGUUUGCCAUCGCAAGUGUCGUUCGAGUGUGACCUCCAGUUGUGGAAGUGAAACCCCUAAAGCCACUGCUCCACCAGCUGAUGCCAUGAGUCUGACAUCAACUGAGGUGGAUCUGGAUACACUGGACAGCAAUCGCGAGGGAGGGGGAGGUGGCGGUGGUGGAAGCGUUGCAGAUUACUUGGGCACGUUAGUGUACAAUGGUAACGAGCAGAUGAAGAGUGAAUCAACAGAUAUCGAGGUGAACUGUCUCUUCGAGGUGGUUGAACAAAAGAUUCUUCUACUGGGCUGUAAUAAUGGUCUUUAUGCCUAUCAUUUGAGUAAUCAACGUUUGAUUCAUAUAGCCGGCAUAGUUUCGGUUGCCCACAUAUCCAUAUCCACGCGCUUGGCCAAGGCCAUUAUGGUGGACACAGCUGGCGAGAAGCUGUACCAGUGCGACUAUCGUCAGCUGGAGUCACGCUGCCAGAGCUCCAAUGCUUGCCAUAAACCAGCUUUAGAAACUGCUGUCAUCGAAUUGCCUUUUGCCAAUCGGACGGCCAGUGAGAAAUGGAAAUUAGUGGAAAUAUCCAAUGAAUCGGAGAACCCCUUGGACUCGGUGGCCAUAGCGGCGACCUCAACUCGCAUAGUUAUACUCAAAUAUGACUCGAAAUUGCAUAAAUUCAAGCCAGUGCGUGCCCUGGACACUGCCACGCCGGUCACUUCGAUCUUCUUUACACGCCACUCGGCCAUUGUAAGUUCCGAUAAAUUCUAUGAAAUCGAUUUGGAUAACUAUGGAGCUGAGGAAUUCGUUGAUCUGGCAGACAAGUCCAUGCAGCACACCUCCAAUUGUCAACCCUUUGUGGCUGUACGCAUUUCCAAGCAAGAGUAUUUGCUUUGCUUCUCCGAAUGCGGUGUAUUUGUCGAUGAGUUUGGCUGUCGUUCGCGUCCAUAUGAUCUGAAUUGGGUUUAUGCCCCUACAGGAUUUGUCUAUCGCGAACCAUUCCUCUAUGUGGCCCAUUAUCAGUGUGUGCAAAUUAUUCGAUUGCAUCGUUCUUACAGCAAGGAAGUGGCUAACAAUGACAAUAGUUCGGAGUCAAGUGAAUCACCGGAUUUGCAUCGCGUUUAUUUACCCCAUCAUAUGUCCACACUGUUGGGAAAUAGUGGCGAAAUAAAUCUGUAUGCCAUGGCCAUGGAUCAACAUCAUCAUCCCGACAAGGGGGGACGUCAGAAGAUCUAUCUUUUGGAUUCAUUGCUGGCAUUUAAAAAGAAAUUAAAUGUCUCCAUGGAAACUAUAUCAUCGGUGGCCACGUCUGUGACAUUGGGUUCAUGUUUGACCACAGAUAGCUCUUAAUUCUUUUUUUUAACGUAUAUAAAUGUAUACAAAUAUUUGUAUUUUAAUUUUAGAACAUUUUGUGCGAAUUUUAACACAAAUAAAAGUAAUGAAAUUCAAAUAUAUAAUACAUGCAAUUUAAGUAUAA
This is a messenger RNA of Drosophila willistoni, 5921 nucleotides long. RefSeq names its product citron Rho-interacting kinase (gene sti). NCBI's taxonomy places the organism in Eukaryota, Metazoa, Arthropoda, Insecta, Diptera, Drosophilidae. The transcript is spliced from 8 exons. Gene Ontology annotation, cellular component: cytoplasm; actin cytoskeleton. Gene Ontology annotation, molecular function: ATP binding; protein serine/threonine kinase activity. Bases 149 to 5794 code for a protein of 1881 amino acids. The record is from RefSeq and is a predicted model, not a curated record. Gene Ontology annotation, biological process: actomyosin structure organization; peptidyl-threonine phosphorylation.